This is a messenger RNA of Paramecium pentaurelia, 165 nucleotides long. NCBI's taxonomy places the organism in Eukaryota, Ciliophora, Oligohymenophorea, Peniculida, Parameciidae. The record is from the annotation of a GenBank genome assembly.
AUGUGGAUAUAAAUUAAUGAUUGGGAGCGGAGAAGAUCAUAAUUUUAUUAGAAACAUGAGUAUUGGAUAAAUUAUAUGAUUUUAAAUUAAGCUGAAGAUUAAUUAUUUACUGAUGCUGAAGAUCCUUAAAUUUAUGGAGUGUUGAUUAUUUAAAUAAAGAAUUGA